AUGCUCCGACAGUCUCUGGCACGUUCGGCUUGGCGGACAGGCAGGCGGACCGCCAACGCCUCGCGGACCUUCGCGACCACCCCGAGACGCCAAGCAGAGGUUGAAUUGACAGUUGAUGGAAAGAAGGUUUCAAUUGAAGCCGGCUCUGCCCUGAUCCAAGCUUGCGAGAAAGCGGGCGUUACAAUCCCCAGAUAUUGCUACCAUGAGAAACUCAUGAUUGCCGGAAACUGCCGAAUGUGCCUGGUAGAGGUCGAAAAGGCCCCUAAGCCCGUGGCUUCAUGUGCUUGGCCAGUGCAGCCCGGUAUGGUUGUCAAGACCAACUCACCCAUCACUCACAAGGCCCGAGAGGGUGUCAUGGAAUUCUUGCUCGCCAACCACCCGCUCGACUGCCCCAUUUGCGACCAGGGAGGCGAGUGUGAUCUUCAGGACCAGUCUAUGCGAUACGGAGCCGACCGUGGACGAUUUCACGAGGUUGGCGGCAAGCGUGCCGUCGAGGACAAGAAUAUCGGACCUUUGAUCAAGACCUCGAUGAACCGAUGCAUCCACUGCACUCGAUGUGUCCGCUUCGCCAACGAUAUUGCUGGUGCUCCUGAGCUGGGUUCCACCGGCCGCGGCAACGACCUGCAGAUCGGUACUUACCUCGAGAAGAACCUGGAUUCCGAAUUGUCCGGCAAUGUCAUCGAUCUUUGCCCUGUCGGCGCCCUGACCUCCAAGCCCUACGCCUUCCGUGCUCGUCCUUGGGAACUGAAGCAUACUGAGUCUAUCGACGUCCUUGAUGGCCUUGGCUCCAACAUCCGUGUCGACUCUCGUGGCCUUGAAGUUAUGCGUGUUCUUCCCCGUCUCAACGAUGACGUGAACGAGGAGUGGAUCAACGACAAGUCUCGAUUCGCCUGUGAUGGUCUCAAGACCCAGCGCCUGACCAUGCCCUUGAUUCGCCGCGAGGGCAAGUUCGAGGCUGCUGAUUGGGAGGAAGCUCUCACCGAGGUCGCCAAGGCCUGGGAGGCCAAGAGGCCUCAAGGCAAUGAGUUCAAGAUUAUUUCUGGAGCCCUGACCGAGGUUGAGGCUCUUGUUGUUGCCAAAGAUAUGGCCAACAAGCUCGGAUCCGAGAACCUCGCCUUGGACACUCCCACUGGUAGCCAGCCCAUUGCUCACGGUAUCGACGUUCGAUCCAACUAUCUGUUCAACUCUCGCAUCUGGGGCAUUGAGGAGGCUGAUUGCAUCCUGAUUGUCGGCAGCAACCCUCGACAUGAGGCUGCCGUCUUGAAUGCCCGUAUCCGUAAACAGUGGCUGCGAUCUGAUCUUGAGAUUGGCGUUGUCGGCGAGACUUGGGACUCUACCUUUGAGUUUGAGCACCUUGGAGCCGACCACGCCGCCCUCAAGAAGGCUCUCACUGGCCCCUUUGGAAAGAAACUGCAGGCUGCCAAGAGACCCAUGAUUAUCGUCGGCUCUGGCGUCACUGACCAUGCUGAUGCCAAGGCUUUCUACGAGACUGUUGGUGCCUUUGUCGAGAAGAACGCUGCGAACUUCACCACCCCGGAGUGGGAUGGUUAUAAUGUUCUGCAGAGAGAGGCCUCAAGAGCCGGCGCUUUCGAGGUUGGCUUCACCACUCCCUCUGCCGAAGUUGCCCAGAGCAAGCCCAAGUUCGUCUGGUUGCUGGGUGCCGACGAGUUCAACGAGGCCGAUAUCCCCAAGGACGCCUUUGUCGUCUACCAGGGCCACCACGGUGACCGAGGUGCUCAGAUUGCCGACGUUGUUCUCCCCGGCGCUGCUUACACUGAGAAGGCUGGUACUUACAUCAACACUGAGGGUCGCGUUCAAACUACCCGCGCUGCCACCUCACUGCCCGGCGCGUCCCGCACGGACUGGAAGAUUCUCCGCGCUGCCAGUGAGUUCUUGGGCGUCCCUCUGCCUUACGACGACCUCGCCGCUGUUCGCGACCGCAUGAUUGAGAUUUCACCUGCUCUGGCUGCAUACGACGUUGUUGAGCCCGUUGCUCUUCGACAGCUUAGCAAGGUUCAGCUAGUGGACCAAAACAAGGGAUCAAAGGCUACAGGCGAGCCUUUGAAGAAGGUCAUUGACAACUUUUAUUUCACAGACGUCAUCUCUAGAAGUUCACCAACCAUGGCACGCUGCUCUGCUGCCAAAGCUACCGGAGACCCCAGAACAAACUUUAUGGCCCCUGGCAUGGAGGAGGAUCGGCCCAUGGGCCAGGUUGCUUAUGGAGCGUAA
Molecule: messenger RNA, 2229 nt
Organism: Pochonia chlamydosporia 170
Lineage: Eukaryota; Fungi; Ascomycota; Sordariomycetes; Hypocreales; Clavicipitaceae
Product: NADH-ubiquinone oxidoreductase, mitochondrial precursor
Exons: 6
Coding region: 1-2229 (742 amino acids)
Biological process (GO): ATP synthesis coupled electron transport
Cellular component (GO): membrane
Molecular function (GO): NADH dehydrogenase (ubiquinone) activity; iron-sulfur cluster binding
Source: RefSeq, a predicted model, not a curated record